This is a messenger RNA of Caenorhabditis remanei, 963 nucleotides long. RefSeq lists its product as uncharacterized. The record is from RefSeq and is a predicted model, not a curated record. The transcript is spliced from 7 exons. The coding region runs from base 1 to 963 and encodes 320 amino acids. NCBI's taxonomy places the organism in Eukaryota, Metazoa, Nematoda, Chromadorea, Rhabditida, Rhabditidae.
AUGCAGAAAAAUCGAAAGAAAACGAAAAAAGCAAUUGGAAAUUCGAAUAAUCAAAACAAUCAAACGAAAGAAGUCAAAGGAAUCGUUGCACACGUCGAGUCGCUGAAUGAUUUAAUUUCUCUGCUUCCUCUUCCGCCGUCCCAUCAAUCGGAGUCCGAAGUCAAUAUCAGUUUUGGAGAAAAAUGCGAAGAACAGAAUAAUGAAGUGUCAAUCAUAGUAUCCGAUGAUGAUGAUACGAAUGAAAAAUCAUCUCUUAUUGAACAGAUUUCUGAGUUGCAAUCGGCGAACGAAACUCUCGUAAAGGAAAAACGAGUGUUAAUCCAACAGAUGGAAGUACAUAAAACCGAAGAGCUGAAGAAAAAUGCUUCGAUUGAAGAACUACAGCAAAUUGUCUCCACACUUCGAUCAGAAAACGAAAUCUUGGAGUUAUCGAUAUACAAGAACGACCAAUUGAUGAAAACACAGGAGAAAAAGACGGCGGAAUUCAAUGCAAAGAUCUCAAUGCUACAAUCAAGAAACAAUAUCUACGAGCAAUCGAUAAGCUACAAAAAUCAAUUAAUAAAAAAACAAGAAAAGGAGAUGGCGGAACUCAAGCAGGAGAUCGAUUCGCAAGCAAGACAAAAUGAGAGAGUUAUGCUGUCAAAACAACAGUGGCAUGAAAAAGAUAAAUGUGUUUUGAUCAGAAGACACGAGAAAGAGAUGAGUGAAUUGAGAAAUCGUAUUACGAGCAGUUUUCAAAAGGAAAUCAAUACACUUCGAAAGGAGCAGAAGUCGUUCAUUCGAUGGCUUCUGAGCGGCAUUUGGAGUGGAUUCUCGAAUUUGUGCGGGAAAAUCAUGAAUCACUUCUGGAGACAACGACUGCGCUGGAAAAUCGUCUAUAUAUUUUUGUUGUUCAUCUUGUUUGGCUUUUAUAUAGAUCGGGAGUCAGUGUACUGCCGCAAUUGUUGGAUUCGGAUCCGAUAA